Molecule: messenger RNA, 382 nt
Organism: Closterium sp. Naga37s-1
Lineage: Eukaryota; Viridiplantae; Streptophyta; Zygnematophyceae; Desmidiales; Closteriaceae
Source: the annotation of a GenBank genome assembly
GCAUGAUCGUCAUCACCCAGCUCGCAUCAUCACCCCUACCAUUAUAAGCCCCCAUUCUCGCUCCUCCUCCUUCAUUCUCGCUCCUCCUCCUUCAUUCUCGCUCCUCCUUCAUUCUCGCUCCUCCUCCUUCAUUCUCGCUCCUUCUCCUUCAUUCUCGCUCCUCCUCCUUCAUUAUCGCUCCUCCUCUUUCAUUCUCGCUCCUCCUCCUUCAUUCUCGCUCCUCCUCAUUCAUUCUCGCUCCUCCUCCUUCAUUCUCGCUCCUCCUCCUCUUCCUCCUCCCCCUCCUCCUCUCCUCAUCCUCUUCCUCCUCCCCCUCCUCCUAUCCUCCUCCUCUUCCUCCUCCUCCUUCUCCUCCUCGUCUUCUUCGUCCACCCUCUCAUGA